UUAGUACAAUUUGAACUAGAAAUGAAAACUUAAACUGGACAAUAAUUAUGGGACGGAAGGAGUAUAAAUUUACCAAAUAUAUUUUUAUUUUAUUCCCUUCAAAAAAAAAAAAAUCAUAUUGUACUUCCAAAAGUCGCCACGUGCAAACACCACGAGAACAAUUUUUUGUUUCUUUGAAGUCCAAGGGUUUAAGCCCAAAAUUAGAAAGCCAAACUUCAAAGCCUAUUGAACAAGGGUUUAAGCUUUCAAAAGGGCUUCUCUUUUUUUUUCUCAAUUGAACAGAAAGGAAAAGAACGAGAGAAAUCCGAACAAAAUGGCAAGUGAAGCCAACAAAACUAGUGGGAACAAGAUUGGAGGAGGAGGGUUCAGAGCCAAGUUGGAUCACGCCUUGUACAGUGGGGAAAAGAAGUAUGUCAUCGGCGGCAUAGCUGUAAUUGGUGUCAUUUUUGGGGUUCCCUGGUAUCUCAUGAACAGAGGCUCAAAACAUCAAUCUCAUCAGGACUAUAUGGAAAAAGCUGACAAAGCACGAAAUGAAAGGCUUAAAAGCUCGUCGACAGCUCCCAAAGUUUAGUAGCAUCAAUAACUGUACCAUUUUGGUCUCAUAUGAUACCUAGCACUGUCCAGUUCCAUUUUAGUGUGGUAGUUGUUUCCCAUUACAUAGAUAUCAUAAGAAAGCUAGGGAAUCUCCUUUCGUGUUGAACCUUGGUUGGUUGUGAUGGCCAAGGAGUUUUCUUUUUAAAAGAAUUUAAUGACGAGGUUUAUGAUAUUACAAGCUGCCGAAAAUUGUUGGACAAAUUGUACAAUUUUUGUUUUGAGAAGAGGAAGGUAACUGUGCCAAAUCUUUUUCUGUUAAGUGUUUAGCUUCUGCUUCGUGG
Oldenlandia corymbosa var. corymbosa is the source of this 875-nucleotide messenger RNA. The record is from the annotation of a GenBank genome assembly. Lineage: Eukaryota; Viridiplantae; Streptophyta; Magnoliopsida; Gentianales; Rubiaceae.